AUGGAAAGUGACAUUCGCCAGGGCAUCUACGUUGAAUGGGGUACCGUGGAGGGACAUCAUUAUGGUAUCAGUUUUUCGGCAAUUCGAGAAAUAAUCACUACGGGUAGAACAGCUCUGAUGGACUGCCAGUGUCAGUCCGUCCAUCUCCUUCAUCAACCUGAGUUCAAUCCCCAUGCUGUCUUUGUAUCGGCACCGAAAUUCGAAAUCGCCAAAGCUAUGAUGGAAAAUGGAAUUCGAGAAAGUCUAACAAUGAAUAAAAGAACGGUAUUCUCAAUUUUUAAAUUGUAUUCUGUUCAAUAG
Rodentolepis nana is the source of this 300-nucleotide messenger RNA. NCBI's taxonomy places the organism in Eukaryota, Metazoa, Platyhelminthes, Cestoda, Cyclophyllidea, Hymenolepididae. The record is from the annotation of a GenBank genome assembly.